AUGAACCCAACCGCAGUGUUCCCCAAGGCCGCGGGUCUCCCUGCGCGCCUGCUGCGGGCACCAUCCACAUGUUCGAAGCAGAAGGCCUGCCCAAGUGUUUGCUCUGCAAGCCAGAAACGAGGUCAUCACUCGGCAGUCUUCGCGACCCCCGCCAGACGGCUGCGGGAUGGUGUCUAUAAGACGAAUUCGUCAUUCCCGCCCUCUAGAACAUUCCACACCACAUCACCCCUCUCGGCGAUUCCCGAUCCCUACAAGGUCCUCGGAGUGGACAAAGGUGCCUCCGCGGGGGACAUCAAGAAGGCAUACUACGGCAUGGCCAAGAAAUACCACCCGGAUACCAACAAGGAACCUGACGCCAAAGAAAAGUUUGCCGAGGCUCAAACUGCCUAUGAAUUGUUAUCCGAUGCGAAGAAACGAGAGAAUUACGAUCGGUUUGGCUCGGCGGCCUUUGACCAGAAUGGCGGGUUCGACCCGAAUGCCGGUGCUAAUCCCUUUGCUGGCGCCGGAGGCUUCGGUGGAUUUGGUGGCGGGGGCUUUGGAGGCGGGCCGUUCGGUGGAGGUUUCGCGCAAGAUAUUAACUUCGAGGAUCUCUUCGGUGCAUUCGCUGGAGGCGCUCGUCGAGGUCCUCGUGGCCGGCGCAAUCCCUUCCAGGAGCAGAUAUUCGUGGGCGAGGAUAUCGAAGUGCAGAACAAUAUCUCGUUCAUGGAGGCUGCCAAAGGAACGUCUAAGGAAAUUAACAUUACACCUUUGACUCAGUGCGGAACUUGCAAGGGUGACGGACUGAAGUCUGGCGCCAAGCGGUCUCAAUGCAAGCAGUGCAACGGCUCCGGAACUCGUGUUCACUUCAUGCAGGGCGGAUUCCAGGUGGCCGCGACCUGCGAUGCCUGCGGAGGUAUUGGUAUGAUCGUUCCCCGCGGGUCGGAGUGUGGCAGCUGUCAUGGAAACGGUGUGACUCGGGAGCGGAAGACCAUAAAGGUGGAUAUCCCUGCUGGUGUUGAGGAUGGCAUGCGGAUGAGAGUUAGCGGAGAAGGUGAUGCGCCCCCAACAGGCACAUCCGCCGCCGCCGGUGCUCGCACCCAGCGCGGUGAUCUCUAUGUCACCAUCCGGGUUGCCCCCGAUCAUCGCUUCAGCCGCAAUGGAUCGGAUAUCCUAUACACUGCCACCCUUCCUCUCACCACUGCUUUGCUGGGCGGUGAAGUGACAAUCCCGACCCUCGAUAACGAAGUCAAAGUCAAGGUGGCCACCGGUACCGGCACUGGUGACCGUAUCACCUUGUCAGGCAUGGGUAUGAAGAAACUUGGCGGUCGUGGACGCUUCAGCCCGUCGGGUGACUUGAAGGUUGAAUUCAAGGUCGCCAUGCCGAAGUAUCUGAGCGGCAACCAGCGGACUAUUCUGGAGGUUCUUGCGGACGAAAUGGGCGACAAGACGGCUCGGCGGACUAUGAACUUCAGCAAGGACAGCCCUCCGUCAAGUCCCGAGUCCACAGGCGACGGGCAGAAGAGCGAAGGUUUCCUCAAGUCCGUCUGGCACAAGCUGAUGGACAAGAACGGCGAGUCUUCCAAGCCCGAGGCAAAGGAUGCUAAGGACACCAAGGAUGCUGGCAAGACCGAUGCCAGCAAGGACGACUCGAAGAAAUCGACUUAA
This is a messenger RNA of Penicillium canariense, 1644 nucleotides long. RefSeq names its product putative mitochondrial DnaJ chaperone (Mdj1). Gene Ontology annotation, cellular component: cytoplasm. Lineage: Eukaryota; Fungi; Ascomycota; Eurotiomycetes; Eurotiales; Aspergillaceae. Gene Ontology annotation, molecular function: heat shock protein binding; ATP binding. The transcript has 3 exons. Gene Ontology annotation, biological process: protein refolding; response to heat. The record is from RefSeq and is a predicted model, not a curated record. The coding region runs from base 1 to 1644 and encodes 547 amino acids.